Messenger RNA from Neofelis nebulosa (Clouded leopard), 1079 nucleotides. Its product is annotated as ankyrin repeat domain-containing protein 26-like. The coding region runs from base 60 to 1079 and encodes 339 amino acids. The transcript has 7 exons. The record is from RefSeq and is a predicted model, not a curated record. Lineage: Eukaryota; Metazoa; Chordata; Mammalia; Carnivora; Felidae.
AUUAGGUAGUUGCAAGACAACUUCAACAAGAACUGGCUGAUACUCUGAAGAAACAGUCUAUGUCAGAGGCUUCCCCAGAGGUUGCAUCAUAUCUUUGUCUGGAAGAUGAAACACGGGAUCUCAAGAAGAAAUUAGCUCAAAUCAGAAGUCAGUUGCAAGAAGAACAGGAACGACAUGGAGAGGCCGUAAGAUAUGCUGCGGAGAAGAAAGAUCAUGUGCAAAAGCUACAGGUUAAAAAUGCCACACAAGAAGCAACCAUCAAACAUCAAGCGGCCCAAAUUCAAUAUCUUGAGAGCAACGUGAUAAAGACAAGUUUGGCUGAUGUCCUUACAACAGAACUGGAAACUACAUCUUCAAAAUGUCUACACAUGGAUGCAAAAAAUCAAGUUCUUCAACAAGAGUUAUUAUCAAUGAAAGCUUUCGAAGAAGAACGUGAAAAACUAGAGAGCAACAACAAGAAGUUACAGCAAGAAGUAGUAAAAUUGAAACAAUUUAUGGAAAUGAAUAUGGUAGAACGCAGUCAAGUGGAACAGUAUAAACGGGAGAUUGAAGAAAGAGCACGACUGGACAUAGAAGAAAAAUUACACGAAGUCAACCUGUUUUUACAGGCACAAGCAGCAGCUCGAGAAAAUUUGGACCAGGUAAGAGAAAAUGCUCAUGCUUCAACGAGAAGUCAAAUGGAACUUAGAAUUAAAGAUCUGGAAUCUCAGCUCUCUACAAUGAAGAUGUCUCAAGAAGAUUCGACUAAAACAGAGUUGGAAACCUACAGGCAACUCUACCUAGAAGAAUUAAAAGUUAGAAAGUCCUUGAGAAAUAAGCUGAACAGGACUAAUGAGAGACUGUCAGAGAGCAAUACAAAACUUCUUGUGGAGAGACAGCAGCACCAAACUUUACUCAGGACCCUUACUAUGAGCCCAGGCCUGGAACCACCAUAUUGUGGACAUUUUGAAAAUAAUUUAGUGCUCAAUGGAAACCUUACUCCAAGAGGAAACUUAGUGAUUCCUACCUUAAACCCACGGCCGUCAUAUGACGACAGGGAGACUUCUUUGUGGAAGAAAGUAAAUGUUAUUGCCUGCUAA